ACAGCUCUGUACCGAAACACGGAACUGGCGCGAGCAUUUGAAAAAGACAAGGCAUUUGAUCGUGUUUUCGCUUUUACGAGGAUCUCAAUGGAUUCCGAAGACAAUGAACGUGUUUUACUUCUUAAGGAAAAGCUGAUGAGUUUAUCUGAAGAACUUGCUCAGUGCCAGGCAGACAAGGAGUUUGUGUGGUCACUUUGGAAGCGGCUUCAGGUGGCCAGUCCUGAUCUCACCCAGGCUGUGAGUCUUGCUGUGGAAAGAGAGAAGCAGAAGGCUGAGAACAAGGACAGAAAAGUUCUGGAGAUCCUUCAAGCAAAAGACUACAGGAUCCAAGAGCUGGAGCAGAAAGUGACGGCAGAAGAGCAGGAGAUAAACAAGCGAGUCCAGCAGUUGCGUGGCAGUGAAGAGGAGUGCACUCUAAUGAAGAAAGAACUGGCAGCUCUGCAGCACAGACUGGGGAAUAAGAGUCGACAACUUAAGGAAGCGAGGAGGCAAGCGCAGGAGUGUGAGGAGGAGGGCAGGCGUGCCCUACAGGAAGCCAGGCAACAAUUAGAUGCUCAGCACUCGGCCUCUCAGGCAGAGCUGGAGAGAUUGCGGGACCAAGAGGCCGUCAGCAGUUCCAGAGUCAAGAAUUUGGAAGAGGAAGUGUUCAGAAGCAGACAGGAUUUGCUAGAGGCUCAGAGCCGCUCAACUGCUUUGUCCCUUCAGCUAUCCUCAGUAGAACGAGAAAGAGCUGACAACGAACAACAACUCUGUCAAAUCAAGCGUGAGCUCCAGGACCUGCAGUGUCUGUACAAGCAGAGCGUAGAACAUGCAGGAGAACAGGCCCAUCUUAUUCAGCAGCUGGAGGGUCUUAACCUGGACACGCAAAGAGUCCUGCGCAGCCAGGAGGAGGCCCACACAGCGGACACCGUCUCUUACCAGAAGCUCUACAGCGAGCUGAGCGUGUCAUACCAGGCCCUUUGGCACAGCCAGGAACAGCUCCACCAGCGGGAAGCAGCCCUCAGCAUGCAGCUCAGCCAGAGAGAUCAGCAGAUCCAAGAACUCCAGGCACAGCUGCAGAGUUUCACAGCAGCCGCGGGGCACUGUGAG
Messenger RNA from Danio rerio (zebrafish), 1089 nucleotides. NCBI's taxonomy places the organism in Eukaryota, Metazoa, Chordata, Actinopteri, Cypriniformes, Danionidae. The record is from RefSeq and is a predicted model, not a curated record.